GAUCGUGGAUGGCUUGUGGUUGAACCAGAAACCGUUUGAUCUUCUGACUAGCACCCUCAUCUACAGAAUAAAGUGAAAUUCCUUAGACCUUGUCGUGAAAACAAUACUUAGAACUAAGCUUAACGUUCUAACCUGUGGUGUGAUCAUGGCGGUUCACUGGGGUGGGGUUGCUGGGAUGAUAUUCUUUUACCUGAUCAUCUUGGCCGUGGGAAUAUGGGCCUCAAGGAAGACAAAACGUGCUAGUGGGACAGAAGGAGUGAUGGUGGCAGGACGAGAUUUUGGAUGGUGUAUCGGUCUUUUUACUUUGAUCGCUACUUGGGUAGGAGGUGGAUACAUCAAUGGGACAGCAGAAGUCGUUUUUACUCCAGGAUACGGCCUCGUUUGGGCCCAAGCCCCUUGGGGCUACAGUCUCAGUUUUGUCAUAAAUGGGCUUUUCUUCGCCAAGCAGAUGCGAGCAGCGAAUUACAUUACAAUGAUUGAUCCAUUUCAAGAAAAGUAUGGAAAUCGUAUGGGAGGACUCCUCUUUCUUGCUGCCAUCACUGGUGAACUGCUAUGGUGUGCCGCUAUAUUGGCUGCUUUAGGAUCAACGAUAAGUGUCAUUUUGGAGCUAGAUCAGAACCUUUCAGUCAUCAUCUCGGCUUGUAUUGCUGUCUCUUAUACCCUAUUUGGUGGUCUAUUUUCUGUGGCUUACACUGAUAUCGUCCAACUUGCUUGCAUAUUCAUCGGUUUGUGGUUCUGUGUUCCCUUUGCGCUCACCAAUAAGGCUGUAACACCACUUCCAGAGACGACUGAUCGCUGGGUUGGAGAGUGGGACGUCAGACUCACCGGGCAAUGGAUCGAUAGCAUGUUGUUGAUCAUAUUGGGCGGAGUGCCAUGGCAGGCAUACUUCCAACGGGUUCUGGCAGCCAAGACCCCUCAUCAUGCCCGAUACUUAUCAUUGGUUGCAGCAUUUGGAUGUUUCUCUCUCAGCAUCCCUGCUUACGUCAUGGGUGCCGUGGGCGCCAGCACCGAUUGGACAAUGACUAAUAUAAACCUGAACAAGACGGAUCUCUAUGAAGAACCAGGUCUUAUUCUACCAGCUGUCAUCCAGUAUCUCACCCCACCCGUGGUCGCUUUUCUUGGCCUGGGGGCCAUCUCUGCGGCCGUGAUGUCUUCUACCGAUUCGUCCGUCCUCGCAUCAAGUUCAAUGUUUACCAGGAACAUCUACAAACAUAUCUUUAGACCAUCGGCCUCCGAGUGUGAAAUGAUGUGGGCACUUCGUGCUGCUGUGGUCAUCGUCGCAACCAUAGCUACCGUCAUGGCAUUGACAGUCGAAUCUAUCUACAUCCUCUUCGUCCUCUGCUCCGACUUCGUCUAUGCCUUGCUCUUCCCGCAAUUCGUUUGCGUCAUCCACAUCAAGAAGUCCAAUACGUAUGGCUCGGCCGUAGCCUUCGUUCUCGGUCUCUUUCUCCGUCUGAGCGGCGGUGAACCAUCCCUCGGUCUACCUCCCCUCAUCCAAUAUCCUUACUACGAUAAAGACCUCGGCCAGUUGUUCCCAUUCCGUACCUUGGCGGCAAUUGUGGCUUUCGUGUCCUUGGUCAUCUGUUCCUAUGCCACGGACAUUAUAUUCACCAAAGGUUAUCUACCGAAGAGGUUCGAUGUCUUCAAGUGUGUGGUUAACACUGAUGAGAAGGGGACGUAUGCAGGUCCUGUUCAGGAGGCUAACACUCAAAUGCAGACAAUUGAUUCCACGAAUAAAAGUGCUUAAUCUGUAAGCUUAAUGGAAAAGAUACCUCUCCCUCACAUAAUUACUCUUACCCUGGAGGAUAGAUUGAGUUCACCUAUAUCAGAAAGCUGAACUUGGUAAAAUGUGGUUUAGUAACAAUAUACGUUAUAUAUUACAAAAAGUGGGUAUUUUAGUUUGUUGACAGAAAACUCCGUGUAGAUGUAGUGCUUCAAAAUGAUGAUACAUGAUGAUGAUGAUGAUGAUGA
Messenger RNA from Lytechinus variegatus (green sea urchin), 1971 nucleotides. RefSeq names its product high-affinity choline transporter 1-like. Gene Ontology annotation, cellular component: plasma membrane. Lineage: Eukaryota; Metazoa; Echinodermata; Echinoidea; Temnopleuroida; Toxopneustidae. Gene Ontology annotation, biological process: acetylcholine biosynthetic process; choline transport; transmembrane transport. Gene Ontology annotation, molecular function: choline:sodium symporter activity. The transcript has 9 exons. Bases 146 to 1747 code for a protein of 533 amino acids. The record is from RefSeq and is a predicted model, not a curated record.